This is a messenger RNA of Oppiella nova, 425 nucleotides long. NCBI's taxonomy places the organism in Eukaryota, Metazoa, Arthropoda, Arachnida, Sarcoptiformes, Oppiidae. The record is from the annotation of a GenBank genome assembly.
AGAUUCGGUGUAUGCUCUUAACCUUCUUCGUCAUCUUAUUCUUCAUAUUCAUUCUGAUGCUUAUCGGAGGUAUUCUGGGAUAUGUGUUCAGGAAUCAGGUUGACGAUCGGAUGAACAGAGAAAUGAUAUCAACUGUUGCUCUCUAUAACAACGACACUGCCGUCACUGAUGCCUGGGAUUCCGUUCAAAAGAAUUUCAGAUGUUGCGGAAUAUCAGUGAACGGCGCCAAAGGAUAUCAAAUAUAUCAGAGACAGAACAGACCCUCAUUUGGCGGCGGGACGGGCAAGGAUAAGGUGCCCAAAAGUUGCUGUAAGGAUCCCAAUGCUAACCAAGAGCGCACCUGUACUCAAAAUCCCGAUGAUUCACUACAAGUGUAUCAAGAGGAUUGUUACGCAAAAAUGAAGGACUUUGUAAAAUAUAAUUAA